CCUUUUGAGCCUCCACAGAGAUUGUCUCAAUAUUCACAAGAUCGCAGAUUGUUCUUAGACGUUAAAAAAGGAAAGUCUAGAAAAUGUUGCCUGCUGAAGACAGGGAAUGUUAGAGGGACCCUUUCCUUCUAUUCCAAUGCCCAUCAUCCCAGGCCCCCAUGGAACGUGAUGAUCUCCCCUAUUGCCUUGCAGCGUCGAUCUAGCGUUGCAUGCAGGAUCCACCAGGGGGCUCCCUGGGUUGCCGUUACAAAGCCCUCACCAGCCCCCGCUUCAAGAGAGAACUGAGCAUGCGCUCUUCCAUCAGGUCGAGAGACAUGCUCGGUGCAUUGUCCAGAAGAGGCUGAUAGUGCUUCCAUCCUUCCCACCGGUGCAAUUCUGCUCUUCCGAGGAGUCACAGAGGCUGCAAGGGAGCUUUGCACGGACGGAGAUCAAAACCUGACUCCGGAGUUCAAUAUAUAAGUUGGAAAUCUUUCCUGAUUGCUCUUGAGUCUUAAAUAUCUUGUGUGGGAAGAAGGCUAAUCCUAAUUGACUUUAGCAGAUUUUGACAGACCUCUUCUGAUUAGGAAGACCUGUGCAGAUCCAUCAGUCUGUUUUGGAGCUGGAUUAGAGAGCAGAGAGAAGAUGGAGGGACAAUGCCCAGCUGGAAAAAGCCCUGUAGCUGCUCAGUCUUGGAGCUUUGAGAUGAAUGGGCAGAAGAACCAAGAAGACGAAGCCAACAGAUCAGAAGUCAAAGGCUUUCACUUCAGAAAAGUGCAGUUCCAGGAGGGGAGGGGUCCCCGAGAUAUUUGCAGUCAGCUUCACCGCCUUUGCUGUCAGUGGCUGCAGCCAGAAAGACACACAAAGGCCCAGAUGCUGGACCUGGUGCUCCUGGAGCAGUUCCUGGCUUUCCUUCCCCCAGAGAUGGAGAAAUGGGUGCGGGAGUGUGGAGCAGAGACCAGUUCCCAGGCGGUGGCCCUGGCCGAAGGCUUCUUGCUGAACGUGGAUGUGGAAAAGAUGCAAGAAGAGUUGCAGAAAUCCUUGGAAGCUACGACUGAGUAUCCCAAGGGGGGGAAAGAUUCAUCCAAACCCUCUCAAGAGCUGCUAUUUGAGGAUAACUUCCAGAAAGGUCAAAGUCAGGACAUCACGCCAGAGAGUAGAAAGCUGUCCAUGGAAUUUGUAGAGUCACCUCCUCUUUGUGGCGGAGCUGAAGGAUUGACUGAACCUCUACUUCAGCAUGUUGUGUCUUUUGAGGAGGUGGCUGUGUAUUUCUCCAAGGAGGAGUGGUCUCAGCUGGACCCUGCCCAAAAAGCGCUUCAUGGAGAAGUCAUGCUGGAGAAUUCCAGGAAUCUGGCUUCUCUGGGCUUUAAUGGGCAAGAAAAUAAGAAUUUCAAGGAAGAACGCCAAAUGAUCCAUUCAAAAGAGGGAAAAGAAAAGUUUCCAGAUCAGAUACAGCCAAAAAGUGAUGAAACGAAGCAAUCACAAGGUGGAAUGAAAAAAGGCUUUCCGUGGGUCAAUUGGCUUCAUAACCAUACAAGCAUUGAUAUGAGAAAAGAACCAUAUAAAUGCAUGGAGUGUGGAAAGACCUUUACUCGUAGCAGUAGUCUCAAUUACCAUAAGAGGAUCCACACUGGAGAGAAGCCAUAUCAGUGUAUGGAAUGUGGAAAGACCUUUACUGGUCACAGUGGUCUCAAGUACCAUAAGAGGAUCCACAGUAGAGAGAAGCCAUAUCAAUGCCUAGAAUGUAGAAAGAUCUUUACUAAUAGCAGUAGUCUCAAUUCCCAUAAGAGGAUCCACAUUGGAAAGAAGCCAUAUCAGUGCCUGGAAUGUGGAAAGAUUUUUACUUGUAGCAGUAGUCUCAAUUACCAUAAGAGGAUCCACACUGGAGAGAAGCCAUAUCAGUGUAUGGAAUGUGGAAAGACCUUUACUGGUCACAGUGGUCUCAAGUACCAUAAGAGGAUCCACAGUAGAGAGAAGCCAUAUCAAUGCCUUCAAUGUGGAAAGACCUUUACUGAUAGCAGUAGUCUCAAUUCUCAUAAGAGGAUCCACACUGGAAAGAAGCCAUAUCAGUGUAUGGAGUGUGGAAAGACCUUUACUCGUAGCAGUAGUCUCAAUUACCAUAAGAGGAUUCACACUGGAGAGAAGCCAUAUCAGUGUAUGGAAUGUGGAAAGACCUUUACUGGUCACAGUGGUCUCAAGUACCAUAAGAGGAUCCACAGUAGAGAGAAGCCAUAUCAAUGCCUAGAAUGUAGAAAGAUCUUUACUAAUAGCAGUAGUCUCAAUUCCCAUAAUAGGAUCCACACUGGAGAGAAGCCAUAUCAGUGCCUGGAAUGUGGAAAGACUUUUACUUGUAGCAGUAGUCUCAAUUACCAUAAGAGGAUCCACACUGGAGAGAAGCCAUAUCAAUGCCUGAAAUGUGGAAAGACCUUUAUUUGUAGCAGUAGUCUAAAUUCCCAUAAGAGGAUCCACACUGGAGAGAAGCCAUAUCAAUGCCUGGAAUGUGGAAAGACCUUUACUUGUAGCAGUAGUCUCUAUUACCAUAAGAGGAUCCACACUGGAGAGAAGCCAUAUCAAUGCCUGGAAUGUGGAAAGACCUUUACUUGUAGCAGUAGUCUCAAUUCCCAUAAGAGGAUCCACACUGGAGAGAAGCCAUAUCAGUGUCUGAAAUGUGGAAAGACCUUUACUUGUAGCAGUAGUCUCAAUUCCCAUAAGAGGAUCCACACUGGAGAGAAGCCAUAUCAAUGUAUGGAAUGUGGAAAGACCUUUACUUAUAGCACUAGCCUCAAUUCCCAUAAGAGGAUCCACGCUGGCUAGAAGCCCUAUCAAU
Molecule: messenger RNA, 2803 nt
Organism: Crotalus tigris (Tiger rattlesnake)
Lineage: Eukaryota; Metazoa; Chordata; Lepidosauria; Squamata; Viperidae
Product: zinc finger protein 883-like
Exons: 6
Coding region: 622-2790 (722 amino acids)
Biological process (GO): regulation of transcription by RNA polymerase II
Molecular function (GO): DNA-binding transcription factor activity, RNA polymerase II-specific; RNA polymerase II cis-regulatory region sequence-specific DNA binding
Source: RefSeq, a predicted model, not a curated record